Molecule: messenger RNA, 4798 nt
Organism: Pelmatolapia mariae (spotted tilapia)
Lineage: Eukaryota; Metazoa; Chordata; Actinopteri; Cichliformes; Cichlidae
Product: bromodomain-containing protein 3-like
Exons: 9
Coding region: 2285-3814 (509 amino acids)
Biological process (GO): regulation of DNA-templated transcription; chromatin remodeling
Cellular component (GO): nucleus; chromatin
Source: RefSeq, a predicted model, not a curated record
GUGGAAGUUUUCAGCUGGUCUAAGUGCAGCCAGGAGUUACCGUAUCUCGACGUUUUUCUCUGUUUGGCCUUCGGUGCGGCGCGAACGGUCUUAAAUAGAAACUAUCAUUUCAAAGUACCUUCAUAAGAAGAAAAAACGAGUUGGUAAACACUCGUGACUCUCCCGUCAUCCUCUGCGAAACAAGUUAUGUGGUACAUGUAUGUGUUGCCGUUAUCUGAAGGUAAUUGCGAGCGUUCAGGUAACAGCGACUGGCGUCCCUAUGAAAACUUUGUAAGUGGUAAGUUAACCGCGGCAGAGCAAGGCCCAACUGUAAUACACAAACCCCAGGAGGCACUGCACAAGAUACUGUGGUGUUUUUUUAUUGCUCAUUUGCAGUGACGACUUAUAUCUGUCUCUCAAUGCGCCCAUAUAGGUUUACCUUAACCUGCUAGCCAAAUGAAGCUAACGUGCUGAACGUGACUGGUUAGUGUUCCCAAGAGCUGGCCUCCUGAUUAUUUAACUCUGUCGUGCUCAUUUAAAACUUGACAAUCCGAUUCUUCCUUCUUACUCCGUUAAGUUAGCAUUAUAUUAGUUGACUUGUAUUUAGUGGUAUGAUAUUACAUGAGCUAAGUUGAGAUUUAUACCGCGUCUGAGAUCAUGCAGACUCUCACUGCCUUCUCCAGUGGCGAUGUUUAGUAAAAUGAGCAAACGAAAUAAAAUUAGAUUUAAAGAAACAUUUGAUCUGGAACAAAGGAAAAUAGAUUUAAAUGUUAAAAUAGAUAAACAGUAAUAUCACCUCACUAAAACUUAAAGUUAAAUACAUGAAAUGCAUUUAGUCUUCCCCAGUUUGGUUUUAUUUAUUGAGAAAAGGAUGCGUUCACAAUAAUGUGUUUGUCUUGAAAUAUGUGUUAACUUAGACCAACAAAAUAUAAUAAUAUUUGAAGAAUAAAGUUUUGUAAGCUAUUUAAAAACUAAACUGAAAUGAACAAAGCCUCUCUCAAAAUUAAUUGAAAUGCAUUAGAACUGCAAAUAAUACUGAAAUAAGAAAAAAUCGAAAUCACCUGCUCCUUUCUGCUGCUCCCUUUAAGAGUCACCACAAUGGGUCAACUCCCUUCAUUUCACCCUAUCUGUAGCACCCUCCUCUGUCACACUAACACUCUCCGUGUUCUCCUUCACUACAUCUAAGAAUCUCUUCUCUUGUCUUUCUCUUUUCUUCAUACCUAGCAGCUCCAUCUUUAUCAUCCUUUGUAGCAACCUCAGUCUAAGCUGACCCUUUCAUGUACUCAUUUUUAAUCUUGCCCAUUCUAGUCAGGCCUAAUGAAAAUCUUAGAUCUUCACCUUUAACAGCUCCAGCUCGACCUCCCGCCUUUUUGUCAGUGCUCCAAACCAUACUUCAUAGCCCGUCUCACUCCCAUCCUCUAAACCUUCGCUUUCACUUUUGCUGCUGUCCUCCUGUCACAAAUCACCCGUGACACUCAUCUCCACUCACUUCCCCCUGUCUUCACUUUCUUCUUCACCUCUCACCUCUUGAUUCCUCUUCUAUCCAAUGCAUACCUCCAUCUCUCCACCUUCUCUAAAUAUUAAAAUUGGAAUAAUUGCAGGCAGAUUGCUAGACAGCUAAAUAAACAUAGCUGAUUCCAACACCAUCAGUGAAACAGCCUCUUAAAUUUUGUCAGUGUAUUUGCCAAGAAAACAUUUCUCAGUUUGCAUGCCCACUAAACCUUUACACACCCUCCGUGUCUUCUGCUCAUCUGAAGCCGGGUUGCAGUAUUCAGACAUCCUUCUCCCUAGCCACUCUUUCCAGUUCCCCAUGGGGGUCCCAAGGCAUUCCCAGGUCAGAUGAGAUGUAUAAUCUCUCCAGCAGGUUCUGGGUCUACCCCAGGGUCUCCUCCCAGUUAGGUAUGCCCAGGAGGCAUUCUAACUAGAUGCCUGAAAUACCUCAACUGCCUCCUUUCAGCAUGCAAGGAAAGAGCCUUUAUACAGUCAUGUGCAGAUUGUUUUACAUAAUAAUAAAAUAAAAUGAAUGUGAUAAGCUUCAAAAGAUAUGAGAUAUAGUCUGUUUUUGAAACUAUAUCAAUGGUGUGAAGUAAUCAGUCGCUUCCUCUUUUUAUAGUGUUAUAUUUAAUAUUUGGAGAACCACAUGAUCAUAACAGUCUAUUCUUUUAUGUCAGCAGGCCACAUUGUGUGGUUUGACGACUCCCCAGCCUGCUUCAUGCAUAGUUUUCAGAGUGUGUGACAAGCUGUCAGGUGAACACUACAUGACUUACAGAAGAUAACAGAACCCAGAAGAAUUUGUGCAGCCAUCAUGUCCACAGACACCAACCAGGACCCUCCUCAGCUUGUUAAUCCCCCACCUCCCGAGGUGACCAGUCCCAACAAGCCAGGCCGGAGGACCAACCAGCUGCACUAUAUGCAGAACAUAGUGAUCAAAUCCCUGUGGCGGCACCAGUUCGCCUGGCCUUUUUACCAGCCUGUCGAUGCAGUUGCUCUUGGACUGCCAGACUAUCAUAAAAUAAUAACAUCGCCCAUGGACAUGGGAACCAUUAAGAAACGACUAGAGAACAACUAUUAUUGGAGUGCGAGUGAAUGCCUGCAAGACUUCAACACCAUGUUUACCAACUGCUACAUAUACAAUAAGCCUACAGACGAUAUUGUCCUGAUGGCGCUCGCCUUGGAAAAGAUUUACUUGCAAAAAGUUGCCCAGAUGCCUCAGAAUGAAGUGGAGAUUGUUCCUCAUGCUGCCAAAGGGAAGGGCAAAAAAAGUAGCACACCAGAAAGCAGGAAGAGGCGUGAGAGCUCAAGCCGUGCCAAGAGCGACUUUGAAGAGGAGUCAUCACAACAAAACACUGAACCCUGUGGCCUUAGUGAACAGCUGAAGUACUGCAAGCAUAUCCUGAAGGAAAUGCUCUCUAAGAGACAUUCUGCCUAUGCCUGGCCUUUUUACAAGCCUGUAGACGCAGAAGCUCUGCAGCUACACGAUUAUCACGACAUCAUCAAGUACCCCAUGGAUCUCAGCACGGUUAAAAAAAAGAUGGAUGCAGGAGAAUACCAGGAUGCACAAGCGUUUGCUGCAGAUGUUAGGUUAAUUUUUUCUAACUGCUACAAAUACAAUCCUGCACAUCAUGAUGUUGUUAUUAAGGCCAGAAAACUUCAGGGAGUUUUCGAGCAAAGGUUUGCAAAGAUGCCAGACGAACACAUGGAAGUGACCUCACAAGCAGGUGGCAGUUUGGAGAAACCAGAGUCUGCAGAGGAGCGUGCCACCCGACUUGCUGAGUUGCAAGAACAGGUGGGUGCAGAUCAGCUUAAAGCCGUUCAUGGACAGCUUGCUGCUCUGUCUGAAUCCCCUGUGAGUAAACCAAAGAAGAAAAAAGAAAAGGACAAAAAAGACAACAGCCGACAAAAUGUAGGAGUAUUGAAUUCCAGAUGUACAUCAAAUUCCUGUGCUAGAUAUUCAUGGAAAGGGAGCAAUGAAUGGGAGUCAGAGGAUGAAUCUUUGCCAAUGACUUAUGAUGAAAAGCACCAGCUAAGCCUGGACAUUAACCGGUUACCUGGCAUGAAACUGGGCCACGUGGUGCACAUCAUUCAGAGCCGGGAGCCCUCGGUGUGCAACACCAACCCAGAUGAAAUCGAGAUUGACUUUGAGACGCUAAAGCCAUCCACUCUGCGCGCUCUGGAGCAAUAUGUCAAGUCAUGUCUCUGUAAGAAGUUUAAGAAAUUUCAAAAGAAAAGCCGUCAAACUCCAUCUCAUCGCACCACCAGCAGCAGCAGCAGCAGUUCUUCAGAUUCUGCCAACACCAGCUUCACUGAGUCUAGCACAGAAGACAGUGACUCAUGAUCACUGUAUUGAUUUUAUUUAUUUUUGCUAUUAUGACCAAAAGACAUUUUGUCAAAUAUAUUAAACCUCUCUAUUUUGUUACCUGUUCAUUAUGUUUAAAAUAAAAAUUCCCAUUGAAAAUGUUUGUACUGUAUUUUAAAUAACGAUCUCUCUGGUGUUUAUCAGACUCUAAAUCUGCAGCAGAGCCAGAUGGCAUUCUGCUUGGGUAAGAGUAGAUUUCAUUACAUCAGUUUCAGACGAUAACGUCUUUGAUUGACCAUUAUCCCAUUUUUUUUUACAUUUGUUUUUUCUUUGCUGAUUUGGAAAUACUUCAAUUUAUAUUACUAAUAUUAAGUGCUGUAACUAAAUUGUUUCUUAACCAUGUAUUGACCAAGAUUUAUACAGGCGUGGUGGACUUAUUUUGGCUGUCAAAUGAAACACAGUAACCAUUUGAAUUUUCUUAAAAGCCCCCAAAAUGGUUGAGAAGUACAGUAAUGUGAAGUGCACAUGGUAACAUCUAGGCAGAUAUCCCCAUAAAGCUCUUCUACUCUUCUUUAUGAAAUCACUGGAAUUUUCUCUUUUCAGCACAAACGGUAAUGGAGGUAUGAUCAUUUAAAAAUGCCUGUAAAAUGGGCCCAUGGUAAACAAAGGGUUAAUUUAGCACUAAAUGCAUUUAGGUGUACCAUGCAAGGAUAAUGCACGUUACAUAAGACUGAUGAAUUAUCAGGUCUCAACAGUUUUCUUAUUUUUAUUCUGUAUGAAGGUGAAAUUGAGCAGCAGAGGCCAGGAACAUUAUGAAACACUGCAGUUUGCUUUGGGGAACAGUCCAAACAGUGGGAAUGUAAUUUCCCAUGAACAAAUCACACCAUAAAAAAUGCUUUCCAGAAACCCUAAUAACAAAUUUUAGAGAUUUUCGUGAUGGCAAAAAGAUGUAAUGGAGAGUUGAUUGCGCGGAAUAUGAACAGUUCUUGUUGUUGCAUACUGUUUUGUUUUCAGCUUCCAUUC